Molecule: messenger RNA, 534 nt
Organism: Paramecium tetraurelia
Lineage: Eukaryota; Ciliophora; Oligohymenophorea; Peniculida; Parameciidae
Exons: 1
Source: RefSeq, a predicted model, not a curated record
AUGAACAAGUCUGAUACUAUUCACAAUUAGGAAAAUAUUGAUCCAAACAUCAUUCGUAACUUAUCUUCACAGCAAAAGAAGAUUCCUAGAAGUUCAGGAUAAAAAACACCAUGGAGUGCAAAGUAUCAUUCACCUAUUAUCCUUUAAAGCACUGGAGAAAUUAGCCAUUCUACCAAUGAUGACAUAGAGAUAUCAUGCUUUUAAGUAGGACCAGUCAAAACUACUCAAUUAUCACCUAAUUAAGCCAUCGUAUGUUAAUCUAGAUUAGAGUAAUAUUUGACUUCGAAUAAUGUCCCUGAUAUACUUUCCUAUUUGGAUGAAUUUGAAGAUCUUGAUUGGGUCAAGUCCAAUUAUAUUACUCACAUUAUUGAGAUGAUAGUGAAAUAAGAGAAGGAAUAUUUGAAAUAGAAGGAUUGUUGGAUUAACAGCUAUAUUAACAAGUAAGAAUUAUCUGCUCACUCGAUAAAUCAUUAAGAUGAUCUUUAGUGUGUCAUCUAGAAUUGGAGCAUAAGAAGGCUACUAUGCUCUUUAUGA